Messenger RNA from Stylophora pistillata, 1215 nucleotides. Its product is annotated as neuronal acetylcholine receptor subunit alpha-10-like. Gene Ontology annotation, molecular function: transmembrane signaling receptor activity; acetylcholine-gated monoatomic cation-selective channel activity. Gene Ontology annotation, cellular component: postsynaptic membrane. Gene Ontology annotation, biological process: monoatomic ion transmembrane transport. The record is from RefSeq and is a predicted model, not a curated record. NCBI's taxonomy places the organism in Eukaryota, Metazoa, Cnidaria, Anthozoa, Scleractinia, Pocilloporidae.
AUGACGAAAGAACUUCGUUUCAUUGCUGUGUUUAUGACAUCCUUGGUCACCUUAUUUACAACGGGUGAGGCCUCCUUAGGUGACGAGCAGAGGCUGAUUCAUGACCUGUUUCAAAACUACAGCAAGUUCUCUCGUCCAGUGCUGAAAAAAAAUGAUCAAGUUGUGGUCACUUUCAGGGCGAAACUCAAGCAAAUAAUCGACUUGAAGGACAACGAACAGCUCCUACAAGUAAUUCUCUACACGUAUCAGGAAUGGACUAAUCCAUUGCUCACAUGGAACGCCUCUCUAUACGGUGGAACGGAGGAAAUCAACGUCGAUGCGUCUAUGGUUUGGGUGCCGGAUAUUGUGCUUUAUAACAGCGCAGAGUUUACUUUCUCUGGUGGAACUCACAAGUAUAAAACAGAUGUCAUAAUAUUUUGGAAUGGAAGCACAAUUUGGCUUGCACCCGCGAUGUUUAUCACAGUCUGCCACCUCGACGUGCGGUAUUUUCCUUUCGACGAUCAAAAGUGCCCGAUGAAGUUUGGAAGCUGGACCCACGACGAAUCACGUUUAGACAUGCGCAUUCUCACCAAUGCCUCCAGUGACGACAUCUACACGGAACAUGGCGAGUGGCAGCUGCUAGGACUGGAGCAGAAAAGGACAUCAAAGUUUUACGACUGCUGCCCGAAACCGUACGUGGACAUAACAUAUACUAUCCACGUUCGCCGAAAGCCCUUGUUCUAUACUCUUUACCUGAUUGUUCCUGCCAUAAUAAUCACAGCCAUGGUGUUGGUAGGCUUCUACCUGCCGCCAGAGUCUGGAGAGAGGAUGCAACUCGGAAUAACCGUCCUGUUGGCCAUGAUAGUGUUCCUGCAGCUCGUGUACCAAAAUCUUCCAUCGACUUCAAAUAGCGCUCCCCUUUUGGGAAAAUACUACAUUGUCACAAUGUUUCUGAUCUCACUUUCGCUGGCUGCCACUUGUCUGGUGUUAAACUUUUCCUACGGCCGGCAUUGCGAUGGUGAAAUGCCCAUGUGGGUUCGAAUGAUCAUUCUGCAUUGUCUUGGUCGACUUUUUGGAUCAUCGCAUAAUUCUGUGAAUAGAAGGCGAAAGUCGACGAGUGGAAGAACAAACGAAUGGAAGGUUGCUGCCAGUAUAAUGGAUAAGUUCUUUAUGGCUUUUUUUGCAUUCAUAAUUACUGUCGUAGCGUUGUAUUUUUUUUACCAAGCCCCACACUAA